Pyricularia oryzae 70-15 is the source of this 375-nucleotide messenger RNA. RefSeq lists its product as uncharacterized. The transcript has 2 exons. The record is from RefSeq and is a predicted model, not a curated record. NCBI's taxonomy places the organism in Eukaryota, Fungi, Ascomycota, Sordariomycetes, Magnaporthales, Pyriculariaceae. The coding region runs from base 1 to 375 and encodes 124 amino acids.
AUGCCUCCUCGGGAGGAUCAGAGACAAACAACCAAUAAGAUCAAGAAAACGGCCGGACGGAUGCUCGAGCUAGGGUCUUGCCUCUCGGUCACACCCCAACAGCAAGCACACUUACCAUCCAAGUCCGAGGUAGCGGUUAGACGUGUCCUGUCUCGCAGGCCCCAUGUCCUAUUCGUUCCAGCUCGCCUUUACUCUUGGGGGGUUAGGCUAGAUCGGGGCAAGUUUGGAAUGUAUGAAGAGGGCAACUAUUUCUCGAGGCACACCUACCAAGUUAUAACCAGCAUACAAGUCGCAACCAAGUCGGCCAAGUUGCAUAGACGUUCCUUCUGUUCUUUCUUCCGAGAAGCAAACACGAACGAAGGCAAGCCCACGUAA